Anopheles aquasalis is the source of this 3184-nucleotide messenger RNA. RefSeq names its product mucin-19-like. The record is from RefSeq and is a predicted model, not a curated record. Lineage: Eukaryota; Metazoa; Arthropoda; Insecta; Diptera; Culicidae.
GUGCUGAUCGUCUCUCAAUCCACGCCACACCACGCCAAGCGCCACGAGAAUGCCACGGUGUUACAUCGUGAAAAAGCAACAGCCCGCGGCAACGGUGAUGCCAUACCAGCGGAACCAGCGGUCAACAACGGUUGUGACCACUGGUGGCGGUGGUAAUGGUGGCGUCAGUGCCACCACCACCACCACCACCACCACCACAAACCAACGGCAACAACAUCAAACGGCGACGAUGGUGACGCGACAGGUGCUAACGGUCAGCAAUGGAAAGGUGAAGGAGGAAGCGGCAGCAGCGAAUGGACGUACAGCGGAACGACGCCCCCGGAAUGGCCACCCAGCACCGGUGGUGACCGGUGGAACUGCGAAGAAGCAGAAAAGUGAAGCCAGCAGCAGUGCCUUGGGAAAUGUGAUGGUCGAGAGCAAUGGCGUCGCGGUCACGCCAGGAAAGGGCCACCACCAUGGUGCCCCCACCAGCCAGCUCGUGCUGCUGAACAGUGUCAGUGUCAUUAGCGGGGGUCCAGCACGUAGUGGUGGUGGUGGUGGUGCGCCGGACACCAAGACCAACAACAACAACAUCAUCGACAGUGGUAAUCAGCAGCAGCAGCAGCGAAAGGACGUCGAGCAGUCGAGCGGUCCGGUUAGCCCAACCGAGGGCUGCGUGGCACCGAUUUACUACACAAACAUUUCGGAUAACAAGAGUGGAUUCACCAUACCGCUCAGUGACUUCCGGACAUUCAAAUGUGGGCCAAACAACAGCACCAACAACACCAAUCCAAUCAACGUAAAGACCAACUCCUCCAGGCAUCUGUCGGUAAGUGCUUCCACCACCAACCCGUCUGCGGCGUCGGCGGCCAACGUCGGUGGCAGCACGUUGGAGGAACCGACCGUCCUGACGAUCCGCGUUCCCACGUCCUCCACCACCAUCACCACCGUUGGCGGAGGUACCACGGCUUCACUCUACGCACCGCAGCACCAGCAGCAACAACAACAACACCAAGCGCUUCUCGCAUCGAUAGGCGCCAAAUCUGGCCGUAAUAAUCCUAAUUAUGGUAGCAGCCAUCGGCGUGACGCCGGCCCCGGCACUAACGCCACGACGUCCACGACGUCGACGACGACAGCCACAUUAAUUUAUGCCGAAACAUCUUCCGUGUCGCCCAUCGUGGCCGCGGCCGCUGCAGCCCAACUGUCCGAUAAGAGGCAAGAUAAAUCAUCGCUUCUCGCACCAUCGUACCAGCGGCACGGCCAUGCAACAACAACAGGUCGUCUGCUACUACCAGCAGCAGCACCAGCAGCAGCGGCGACGGCUUCUCAUCAGCAGCAGCAGCAGCCAGUGGCGCAACCAAGUCCGGCGCAACAGUCAAGUACCGUUUACCAGGACACCGUUGCCACCGGCACGACGAACGCAGCGACAACACCACCGUACGACACUACGGCGGCCAUAUUUCGCGAUCGGAGCAUAGAAGAAACGGAAGCCGCACAUGAUUUAUUGUCACUGUCGCAAAGCUUACCGCCCCUGACGGCCCCGUGCGUCGUGACGAUACUGCAUCCUCCUUUCCAGUCCCAGGCCCAGCAGCAACAGGAGCAGCAUCAGCAACACUUCCUCGACCAGCAACGUCCGAACGAGCCGGGCAUCAUCAGCAUUGUCGGUGGCCCAUCAGGGGGAGGCAUGGUCACUGUCGGCGCAACAGCAGCGGCUAAUUACCAACCGUGUCCGCCCGGAUCUUCGAUCUCGAUGAUAAUACCCUGCUACGAGCUGACCAGUGCCCCGGGACUAGUGACCGGUGAUGGCGCUGAUGGUGGUACGACGAUAAAGGCCAUCUCGCCGGUGGUCGGUGCGACUGGUCCACUGACACCACCAACCUCGGAACACUCGUCCGAUACCGAGUGUUCAUCGAGCGGAACACCCGGUAGUUCCGGAUCAGCGGCCUCCGGUGUGUUCUCUUUCGUGCACUCCAGCUCACCAUCCUCUUCGUCCUCGUCAUCGUCCUCUUCUUCCUCAUCUUGUUCGUCGUCACGGUACGCGUCUACGCGUCAGUCUUCCGCCGGUCAACCAGAGGGGGCUGCCACUACGUCCUCCGGCGGUGGUCGAAGGCUUUCCCGCAGACCACAACAACACACCUCCAACGGAACGUCCGUCAUCGUGAAUGGUUCUGCGUUGGCACGGAAGCACAAGGCAGCCACGACGACAACGGCAUCCAGUGGACAAGGUCCGGCCACUAAGGUGCCAGCCCUUUCAACGGCAGGAUCCAAUAAGGCAGCCGAAUUGUACACCUACGAUGAUCUCAUUUCGAGCGAUGGUCGCUCGAAGAACAGAAAGAAAGCGGCAUCAAAGGAGGCGAAGGCAGAAACGAAUGGAACGGCGUCCAACUCUCCAAAGGCCACUGCGUCAGCGAGCAAGUCGACGGUUACUGCGUCCAGUAGUAAAGGAGCGACGAGUGGCAACGAAUCGGAUCCAUCGGUAGAGUCCAGCUCAUCAGCCGGUUCCGGUGGAGUGAAGGGCAAGUACAAGUGUCCGGAGUGUGGUAAACAGUACGCGACUUCGAGCAACCUCUCGCGGCACAAACAGACGCACCGUAGCCUGGAUUCACAGUCGGCCAAGAAGUGUGUCACCUGUGGUAAAGCGUACGUCUCGAUGCCGGCCCUGGCGAUGCAUCUGUUGACUCACAAGCUGUCCCACAGUUGCGGUGUCUGCGGGAAGCUCUUCUCCCGGCCGUGGCUUCUGCAGGGCCAUCUGCGGUCGCAUACUGGGGAGAAACCGUACGGUUGCGGACACUGCGGUAAGGCGUUCGCUGAUCGGUCUAAUCUACGGGCGCACAUGCAAACACACUCGACGGAUAAGAACUUUGAGUGCAGUCGGUGCCACAAAACGUUCGCGCUGAAGUCGUACCUCAACAAACAUCUGGAGUCGGCGUGCUACAAGGAUGAUGAUCCGAAUGAUAGCUCAUCGAAUGGGCCGUUUACCUCGCCCGUUACCAUCGUCGGAGGGCGGAAGAUCUUUCACAGCAGCCAGGACAUCGAUCGGGAUGAGUACGCGAUGCGAGUGGCCAGCAGUCGGCAGCAGCAGCAGCAGCAACAAUCGUUUCUGAACGAUGACAGCUGCUCCACCACGACGAUCGACGUAGUGACGGCGGAUCCGGAGGAGGAGGACGACGGUGAUGAGGAAGAUAUCGAUAUUAUAACGACGUAA